Parastagonospora nodorum SN15 is the source of this 684-nucleotide messenger RNA. RefSeq lists its product as hypothetical. NCBI's taxonomy places the organism in Eukaryota, Fungi, Ascomycota, Dothideomycetes, Pleosporales, Phaeosphaeriaceae. Bases 1 to 684 code for a protein of 227 amino acids. The transcript is spliced from 2 exons. The record is from RefSeq and is a predicted model, not a curated record.
AUGGAACCCGAGCCGUGGUUUGACGAUUUCCUCAUGCCGGACGCCAGUGACUGCGACCCUGGAACGAAUCACCAGUUGGAGAUGGCGCCGGUGCCGCCAAGCACCACCAGCUUUCAAUCCAAUAGGGUUGACGAAACGUCACUCCUCCUGACCGGUGCGAGCUUUGGUGUCGAGUCCAACACUAAUCAACAUUGGACGAACAACUACCAGGAGUCCUUUGGGCGCGAGACCACCGUGCCUCAUCCCAACAUGGCCUCGAACAGUCAGGAUCAUGGCUUCCUUGAUUCUGGAGAGCUGGGCGCUUCCUUUGUCGAAGACAACAGCAUACUAGAAUCCGGCUAUCCGCAGAUGGUCUAUAACGAUGUCAACGAUUGGCGAUCUGUUAAUGGGCACCGGAGUCCAUUACCAACCUUCAGCAUUCAGCAUGACGGCGAAACGCCAAGCGACAGACAGCAACUCGAUGCUGGACAGGGCUCGGAUGGCUGGUGCCAUAACCACCAUCAAUUUCCGUCAACGGAGGACACGCACGGAUCGAAUGAGUUUUACCACUCAGAUUCUGUUGCUGGCCAAAUGCCGACUGUCUUACUGGAGAGCCUCAUCAGCACGCUGAUUCUCUUGAUGGAAACAUCCCUGCGAUCGCACGGAGACCAACACUGCACACUCGAGCACCUUGGAGUCAUCUAG